AGCCUAAACUGCUCCGCCCACAGUCACGUAAACUGAUCUGAAGUUCAGAGAUCAAGACGGGUAGCUAAAAUUGUAAUUAAACUGGAUUUUCCCUGAUCGCCUAAAUAAUUAGCUCUAGUAACUAACUUAUAUGUAACCCGACUGGUUAGCUGCAAAAACCAUAACUAUUCGCAUUUUAGCUAAUAAUUCUGGAGAACAGUGGUAUUAUCCUGUCAGCCAAAUAUUUGUUAGUGUUUGCCUACUGUUAGAAAAUAUCCCGCCAUUUUCUCACGCUGCAUACGUGUUUUUAUACUUGGAUGGAUACUGUAGCUCGCUAUAGAUAAACUUUCGUGUAGGCCUACAUGUCUCAAUUUAUUAGGGUAUUACGUAUGAUUAUGUAUUGUGUGAAUAUACAUUCACUUGACUCGCCUACGCAUUUUAAAAACGUGUAGAGGGGUCCUUGGCGGCUGAAAGUCUGCGGAAAGUACAUUAUACAUAUUAUUCAUGUUUGUUUUACGUAGGUCUGAUGUUGACAACCACAACGGCAAGCACAAUGUUCCCAGCUGUAAAAUACAGGGCUAUAGACUAUGUCUAUGAGGCCUCUACAAGGCAGAAGUUGACCAUGAAUUGGCUGGUUCUCCCGGUCCCCUACCACCUGGACCGCUCUGACCUUUACGCGCACUCAGGGACCCUGCCUGAGGCCGUCUACAGGAUGCCAUGGACUCGGGGAACUGUGAUUUCCACCUGCAAGCUCGUCAUCAGUGGAUCCGUACUGGAUGACUUAAAGAACAGUGGACAGCGAGUGGACUUAAAUGAAAAAUUCGGAUGUCCCCUGGUCUGCCUGGGAGGGGUCUCUGUGGAGGUGGUGCCCAGCUCAAACCCCGCCUCCCAGUCUGCCCCGGACAUGGGCGAGGCCCUCUGGCUCAUGGAGGGGGGUGGGAGAGAGGCGGGAUGCGCUGAAACUUUCCCCGAGGCCUCGGAGGAGCUCCUGCACCCAGGAGAACAGCCCAGCGACUCAGGUCUGUACCUGAAGGAGGAAAUGCUCUUCAUCGAUCACCUGCUGCGCUUUGGAGAGCAGUUGCCGCGGUUACGCGCCAUAUUGGGCAGGCUGAAGACGGUGACCGUGCCGGACCCCCUGCUGUGUCCCGCGGGAAACGGCCUCUCAGAGGACCUCCUUUUCAGGCACUGUCUGCCCUUUGAGGAGCCCUGUGCCACAGAAGCAGAGCAUCAUGGUCUAGGCCUCCAGGAGGAGUUCUGCCAAGUGCCUGUGCUUCAGGAAGAGGCUCUAAUGCUCCCGCUGGAGCUGGAAUCCCGCCAUUCCAGCAGACUCCGCGGGGGCUCUCUCCUCCAGGAGCUGCAGCAGCGUUUUAACACCGUCCCGGAGCAGCCAGGGGGCGACCCUUCCAUUUUGGAGUUACUCAGGAAAGACGUGCCGUCCAGUCCGUGGGACUCUGUGGAAAUGUCUGAUUUCAGAAUGCCAGAGGAUCCUGUGGAGGAGGGUCCCAGAGCGGGACCGUUAUUCUCCCUGGACCGCACACACCCAGGUCAUUACAGGUUGUACCCACAGCUAGAGACAGACCUUACCCUCACCCCGCCCCGCCCACGGCCACGGCCCCCCCCUCAGACCCAGCUCUCCAGCGCCGCCCUGCCUGUGGAACUGAUGUCCCCGGUCUACAAGCAGCGUUUGGUGUCGGACUCUGCCAGAGAGAGCAUGGAGGAGGCCGUGUGGAAAGCAGAAAAGCACCUCCCUGUGGUCCUGAGCCUCCUACUGGCAGAGCCUCAGAUGCCUGAGCCCCCCCUGCAGCACCAGCGCAUCUCAGAAGCUUUUAAACUGAUGGCGUUUGGGGCAUACAGCAGUGUCCCCGUCGCCGGGGAUCGGGGGGGCACCGGGUGCUCCGGCCCCCACGCAGCCUUUCCCCGAAUCAGCCCCGCCCACAAGCGCUUGGGAACACCGGGAAUUUGGGCCGGAGAGGGUCGGGAAUUUGUGGAAAAGAUGGAUGACGCCGGUCCCACAGAACCAGCGGCAGCAUCUACAGAAGAGUUCCCGCCAUUUUCCUUCUGCCAGAUCGACAAUAUUCUAAGAAAAUGCAGUGAAGACACUGGUUGCCCCGGUUACCCAGUCACACCCACCCCAGUCACAGACAGUCCCACCCCCAUUGCUAUGACUGACGCGCUGGGGUCCUCCUGUCAGGAGAUGCAGAAAGCUGACCAGCGGAUUGCCACAGAGGAAACUGCCACCAAUCAGGGGGAUCAGGGGGCGGAGCCUGUCCCGGUGGGCGGGAUCGUGAGGGGAGGGAAUGUCUUCUCGGUACAGGAAGGGACGGGCGUCCACAUGCCCAUCCCUGCCAGGCGUUCUGUUAAAGCCCCCCCCAGCGGCUGCCCCGUCUCUGGGCCAGGGGAAGACCUGGACCCUCUCGCCUCUUUCAUGAUGCUCAGGUCCCAGCAGAAGGCUGGGGUUGCCCCUCCACCCCAGAACUCCUCCUGUACAGAUCCCUCAAAACCAGAGCCCAGUAUGGUGACAGAACCCAAAGAGGAACUGAACCCCAGCUGUGUGACCUUAGCAGGGAUACGAAGUGAUGUCAGAGCUCAGGAAACCAGCAGAGCUGAAGCCAGAGAGGACAGCCAAGUUAUCUGUGUACAAGCCUCAGAGAGCCAGCGCCGGGCCUACAGGCUUCUUCACGCCGCGGUGAGCCCCUCCCUCUCCAGUGCCCAUGAGCUGGGACUGUUCGGCAGCGCUGCCGGGGACUUCAGCGCCCUCAGCCCGGACCACGCCCGCUUCCUGCUCAAACAGCAGGAGAAGGAGCUGAGCGCCAGUGGGAGGCCAGGGGAGCCCAGUGAGGAGAAGGUCCGUCUCUACAGGCAGGUGGCGCUCAUUCACCUGCUGGUGACAGUGAGGGAGCUGCUGCUCCAGUGUGACCUCAGUACUGCCAUUGACUACCUGGCCAGAGCCAGAGAGGCGGGCCCUGAGGCCUGUUUGGGCAGGCUGUGGGUGGACCUGCGUGUGGUACAGUACCUCAGUCAGAGGAGCCAGGAGCCCCUCCCCAAAAUCACAGCGCUCCAGGAGCAUCUGAAGGCCUGGAUGCAGGAGAACAGGACUCAGAGGCCCUGCCCGAAAGCACUUGUGAUAACUACACUCGACUGUGACCGUGUAAGAGCUCUGCUGGUUCAAAGCCUCAGCCAGAUCGCAGGAGCCCACGCUUUGGCUGUGUGUCCUGCAGAGGGCAGCAGUAAGCUGGACACCCAGAGGCUGAGGGAGAGUGUGCAGCGGUGUCGCUGCCUGGUCGUCUGCGGACAGCACAUUGGACCGGACUUCCCCUGGCACUGCUUCUCUCUGGCUGUGGAGUUUGAGUGGGUCGGCGCCCCCUUCUGGGCCCCCGUGUGCAGAGAGAGGAGCGUCAGUCACGUGAUCCUCAGGACCACAGUGCCCUGCUGCGAGGCAGACCCUGCAGACCCCUCUCUGGAUCAGGACCCCCCCUCCUCCCUGCCCUUCAUCCUGCCCUUCACCCUGCUUGUGACCGACAGCCUGCUGCACUCUCCCCUGCUGCUGCAGACGCUGGAGUCCACAUAUAACAUGACUGUGCUGGAGAGGGAUUUUCCGCACUCUCUGAAGAUGCUCGGCGGGACGUCCCGUUACUGUGUGAUCACAGUGGACGAGAGCACAGCGGUGCUAAUCCAGGAGCUGGAGGAGCUAGAGACAGAGCAGGCCUCAGAGAGCUUUGUGCUGAGAAUGACAGCCCUGUCCCUGCAGUACAGCUGCUGCUGGGUCCUGUUCUACUGCCCCGGGGGGCAGGGCUCGGGGUAUAGCUUCAGCAGCGAGGUCUUCAGCAACCUUGUGCUGAUCUCCUCGUCCUUUGUUCUGUUUGGAUUGAAGUCCGAGGACCUUGACGUCAAGGUGCUGAUAGUGGCCGAGGCCUCACACCUGGCCAGGUGCAUCCAGCGGAUUUCUCACCAAACUCUGCUGUCCUCUGGGAGAGACCCCCUCGCCUGGCUGGACAGGGACUGGCUGUCUGUGCUGCCCUCAGAGGAGGAGCAGCGCCUGACGCUCUUCCCCUCCGUCUCCCCCCUGGUGGCGCAGCUGAUGCUGAGGAGGGCCCCCGGCCUGCAGUGGCUUCUGGGGGCCACACUGUCUGAGCUGCAGGAGCUGCUGCCGGAGGUCCCUCAUAAGGUCCUAAAGCUCUUCAGUGACAUCACUGCCCUGUACCAGCUGAACGUGUCCCACUCCCCUCCCGAAUCCCCCGCCACGGCCGCCCAAAACGCUCCCAGCAGCCCCUGGGGCGUCGGCGUUAGGGACCCACGCGACGACCCGGAACUGUUUGGGGCUGACCUCAUCGGCCCCUUCGCCGGCCCAGAGGACCUGGCGGCGUGCGGCUCGGACGAGGACGUCUUGGACUUGACGGGAGAAGCGGCGGAUUUCUCCGGAAGCGCGUUUCUGAGAGACGGCGUGUGUCGGCAGUGGGGGGGAGGGGGGCGCUUCAUGGCGCUCCCACAGGCGCCCGCCUGGUCCGUCAGAGAUGCCCAAAGCCCCCCUACGGGAAACACCCUCCAGGGCAGGCCCGCUCCCAGAAACGCCAGCGCCCCCUGGCAGUCAGGGGGUGCAAGUGGCCAGACGCCAACUUUCUCUGGGGGGUUCACUGCCCAGCAGACUCACUACACCCCUGCCACCUACCUAGCCCCGCCCACUUCUGCAGGGAGCCAAUGGAAUGGCAAGGCCAGCCCCUGUGGCCGUGCUAGCAGACCCAACGUAGGGGCUCCAUGUGGGUACAGAGGAGAGCCCAGCGCUCCGUCAGGAGCGGAGGGGUGUGUGUGGGGCAGGACAGGCGCUCAGUCAGGAGCGGAGGGGUGUGUGUGGGGCAGGACAGGCGCUCAGUCAGGAGCGGAGGGGUGUGUGUGGGGCAGGACAGGCGCUCAGUCAGGAGUGGAGGGGUGUGUGUGGGGCAGGACAGGCGCUCAGUCAGGAGCGGAGGGGCGUGUUUGGGGCAGGACGGGACAGAAGAGAGGUGCAUAUGCUCAUGAACAGGACGAAUGGAGAGCAGAUUUUCCGCAGCUGAAGAAGGGAAAGCUGACCUAUGAGAAGGUUCCAGGCCGAAGAGAUGGACAGACCAGACUGACGUUUUUCUAGCCUUGAUUUUCCUUUCGCUACUCAGUUAAGGUCUUUAUUCUAAGUGUUAGAUUUUUAACAGAAUAUUUUAUUCAGAAAUAUUGAAGGCAUUACUGUUAUACUGCUGCAGAUGCAGCAAUCUGUUAUAUUUAUGUUAUAUUAUUUCAACCAUUGCAAGCUGCACAGUGAAGGAAAAAUUACUUAAUGUAGCCUAGGAUGUGUAGACUAUGAGAUUAUUUUAAAAAAUCUACUAUGUUCAUUUUGGUUUGCUUUCCCCAAAACUCCUUAAUUUCCUUGUGCAGCACUCUGUAUAUUUUACAUAUCUCCUUACCUUUGUAUCAGUAUUAACAGAAGUAUAAAUUUCAAGUUGUCAGUAUUAAGUUUCUAUUAUC
Anguilla anguilla (European eel) is the source of this 5469-nucleotide messenger RNA. Its product is annotated as protein shortage in chiasmata 1 ortholog. Gene Ontology annotation, biological process: resolution of meiotic recombination intermediates. Gene Ontology annotation, cellular component: condensed nuclear chromosome. The record is from RefSeq and is a predicted model, not a curated record. Gene Ontology annotation, molecular function: single-stranded DNA binding; ATP hydrolysis activity. The transcript is spliced from 28 exons. Lineage: Eukaryota; Metazoa; Chordata; Actinopteri; Anguilliformes; Anguillidae. The coding region runs from base 506 to 5098 and encodes 1530 amino acids.